Grammomys surdaster is the source of this 1026-nucleotide messenger RNA. RefSeq names its product reeler domain containing 1 (gene Reeld1). Gene Ontology annotation, molecular function: oxidoreductase activity, acting on metal ions. Lineage: Eukaryota; Metazoa; Chordata; Mammalia; Rodentia; Muridae. The record is from RefSeq and is a predicted model, not a curated record.
AUGAGAAUCCUAGUUGUCCUUGCAAGCUGGACUUGUGGCACCCUGACUCUAGCUUCCUGCUCAGCUGCCUUUUCCCACGGUGUGAGCAUCCAGGCCUGUGAAGACAUGUGGCCCAGGCACACACAAACCCAGCCCAACCCUGGUACCCACCACAUCCCCAUCCAUACCAGCAGGUCUUCCUACUAGCCCGGAGCCAAGAUUCCAGUGUCUGUCCAAUGCAGUCAUGGCACUACAGGCUUUCUGCUGCAAGCACGCACAGUUGCUGUUCACCAGAUAGCAGGCAUCUUUGUCUUCACCCAUUCUGAACUGAUGACUUGUUUUGAAGAGGCAGAUACUGCCAUUCACUCUGACAACACCCUGAAGAGAAUACUGUUCAUAUGGAAAUCCCCUGCCCAGUCUGUGGGGACACUAGAUUCCUUACUGUCAAUCACCAAGUCAUAUUUUGUGUACUGGACCAGAAUUGAAUUGUCUGUAGUGUCUCAACAGACACACAGUGGAGGCCCCUCUGUCAUCCUCUACCACAUGCAGCCUAGCAAUGGCCAGCAACUCAGUGGAGAGAUCGACCCAAGCCUACAACCAUCCCUGGAUGUCUAUAAGUUGGAGAUACUCGUGACUCUCAGAAAAGGUGCCCUAGACAGUGUUGUUUCCAUCCCGAGCACCCACCAUGGGUAUCAGAACAGUCUGAGUUUUGGUUCUUUGGAAACCUGCCUGUCCUCAAAUAAGGCACAGGGAGUAGAGUGUGAAGGAGGUAGUAUGGGAUACCUUAACAAGACCGACCUAAGGCCUGAAGUGAAGCGAGGAAUCAGUGCCCCUUUGGUGAUGCAGCUCAGGGCUCCACAGCCGGGAAUCCUGAUUUGCCUGUCAGCCACCCUGGGUAUGGCCCUGGCUUCUGGACUUUGCUAUCUGUAUCCUCAGUAUGGCCACAGUGGACAGAAAGGGUCCUUCAGUGAACCUGCUGCAGGCGCUCUUGCCAGGAGUGACAAUGGGAAGGCAGUUUAUGUCAGGAAGACAAGAAUCCCUCUGUAG